CUGGGCUCCAUAAAGACGAGAGGGGUGAAAAAUCCUCAAAAGAGCUAUCUGUGGCGAACCUACCAGCGUCGCUCUGCUGACUCUCAUGUUUCAAUAUGUCAAAUUAAACUAGCUGCCCCUUUCCCUCGUCUUCCUGACCACAUCCCCGUUUAAAUCCCUCCGCUUGGCACUGCCCACUUUGUUGGCAUUUUUAAAAAUGUGUGUGGGAGCGGAGUUAUUGUUUUACAUGGGGUUUGUUUCCACAUUGGGCGCAGAGAAGCUGGUUUUCAUCACAGAUUCAGAACUGCAGAUGGCAUAAGAAAUUUUCCUCUCAGAGAAAUGUACCUCACCUUUAAUCUACAACCGCACCCUCACCUGCUCAGAUUUCAGUUGCCCUGUAGAGCUGAUGAUGUUCUGAGCUGCUGUCCAAUCGGAGAACAGCUCUAAGUGACCUUUGAUCAGUGUGGACUCUGGAUGAUCUUCAGCUGGUGACAAACACUGGGUCCUCCAUUUCCUCAUUGUGUGAUCCAUGAUGAAGCUCCCUCUACCUGCUCCUCUUCUUCUGCUUCCUUCUUUCCUGCUGGUUGGGACAUUCUUCCCUCUGGCUAAUGGUGGACACAUCCUGGCCUUCCCAGGUGAGCACAGCCACUGGCUGAACAUGCGGACCAUCAUAGAGGAGCUUGUAAGGAGAAACCACAAGGUUACCAUCCUGGUGCCGGACGCAUCGUCAACAGUCAACUACAACAGCAGCCGAGAUGCUGCCAUGUUUAACUUCCUGGUGUUUAAGGUUCCAUUCAGCAGAUCGGACAUGAAUGACAUAAUGCAAGAUUAUAUUCAGUUCUCCAUGUACCAUGCCCAUAACUCCUCCCUGUUGCGUCGGUUUCUGGUGCCUCUGACAAUUUUAGGAAAGCUUUCUCAAAUGGGGAUGCAGCAAUGUGACGCCAUGCUAAAAAACCAGGAGCUUAUGGUGACACUGCGGGACACCGCCUUCGAUGUGGUCCUACUGGACCCCAUGGUGGUGUGUGGAGACCUUGUGGCUGACAUGCUUGGUGUGCCCCUAGUCCUUUCACUGCGGUUCUCAGUGGGCAGCACCUUGGAGCGUCACUGUGGUCAGGCAUCAAUGCCUGCGUCCUUCGUCCCCGCAUCUCCGCUGCCGUACACCGACCACAUGACAUUUGGGGAGCGGCUAAUCAACAUGUUAACGUACAUGGGGACAUCAGUGCUGAGCCAACUGUACUGGAGAAGGACGCUUGACUCACUCUACACCGAGAUCAAAGGAUUUGGCUGUAGGAUGAGGGUGGAGGGCUUGAGCCAGGUAAUCUACAAGCUGAGAAGUGCUAGCAGCUUCUGUAGCUCCCUGGGGAGGGCUGAUGUCUGGCUGAUCAGGACCUUCUGGGACAUUGAGACACCGCGGCCAAUACCGCCAAACUUUUUCUAUGUUGGCGGUCUUCACUGCAGACCAGCCAAUCAGUUGCCAGAGGACAUGGAAGCAUUCCUGCAGAGCUCAGGAGAUGAUGGUGUGGUGGUUGUCACCUUCGGCUCCCUGGUAACCAGUCUGACAGCAGACAGAGCUGAUGUCAUUGCCAGUGCUUUAGGACGAAUACCACAGAAGGUAAUUUGGCGUUAUUGUGGCAAAACCCCGGGAUCCCUUUCACCAAAUACGAAGCUCUAUGAUUGGAUCCCUCAGAAUGACUUGUUGGGUCACCCACUGACCCGAGCCUUCGUGACACACGGUGGCACAAAUGGUUUAUAUGAGGCUUUGUUUCAUGGUGUUCCGGUGGUUGGUAUCCCGCUGUUUGGUGAUCAGCCAGAUAAUCUUGCGCGUCUGAGCCGGCGUGGUGCUGCCGUUGUCCUAAACUUCAACCACAUGACGGUGGAUGACCUGGAGAAGGCGCUUCAUGCUGUCAUCAAUGAGCCCAGCUUCAAAUCAAACAUGCAGUACCUCUCCUCGCUACAGCGUGAACAGCCGGUGGCACCACUAAGCACUGCUACUUUCUGGUUGGAGUUUGUGAUGCGGCAUGGAGGAGCUAAACACCUGAGGAUGGCGUCACAUGACCUGUACUGGUUCCAGUACUACAGCUUGGACGCAGGAGCGGCUCUACUGCUCUCUAUGAUAGCUGGCCUCUCCCUCUGCUGGGCAGGGCUCUGCUACUUCCUGCGGUGCUGCAGAGGGCAAGCACAAAGACAGAAAAGUGAUUGACAAGUUCAGUUUCUGAACUGUAAUGUUUUCCUAAUUAAGGACAUUUCUUAAUGUACUUUUAUAAUAGUAUAAUGUAUGUAAAUUGUUUACCUUGUGUGGAUUAGGGAAAAUAUACCAGUACAUUCAAACUUUUGAAACCAAGUCUUGUUUCUUUUUAAAGUCAUUGUCGUAUCAUCAUUCCAUUGUAAAAAAGACUAUAGUGUAAAUUUUCUGCCUUUACACUAUAGUCUUUCUUUGAAGGCCCAAAAUUAUUGUGACAUUCAAACCAUGGUCACAAUAAGUCUGUAUCAUAUAAGGAUUCUCUGGCCCCGUCCCUGAUGUGACCAGUGAGGACAUGUUUAGCCGAAUGCUUCACUCAACCGUUGCUGUCUAGGUGGUGUCCUGAAAAUGAUGUGGGCUACAUUUAUAAUUGGCAUUAUUUAAACAUUUUGAGGAAAACCUGGUCUGAUUCGGAGAGAUCCAUCCAUCCCACUUUGGAUGGAGCAGCUCUUCUUUCUAGGAAUCUGGCUGAAGUUAUUAGUUCUCCAAAACUCUGACAACCGAAGAUUACGUUACUAUAAAUGACUUAACUACUAAUUAUUUAAAUGUUCACAUACCUCGAAAUACUGGGCGAGGAGGAGUAGCAACCAUCAUUCAGUCCAAUUUAUUGAUUAGUCUCAGACCAAUUAUUAGCAACAAUUCUUUUGAAUAUUUAACCCUUAGUUUUCCUCAUCCAAAUUGCAAACCACUAAAGCCACUUCUGUUUGUUGUUUUGUACCUCCACCAGACCCUUACUCUCAAUUUUUAGAUCAGUUCUCAGACUUAUUAGAUUUAGUGUUAAAUACAGACAAGGUCAUAGUGGGGGAUUUUAACAUUCAUGUUGACACUGAAAGUGAUAGCCUAAAUAUAGCCUUUAAUGCUAUCUUAGACCCAUUUGGCUUUGCUCAACACAUUAGCAAACCUACCCACCUUUGUCUUCAUUCUCUGGACCGUGUGCUGACAUAUGGAAUUGAGUGUAAAUAAAUAUUUCUUCAUAAUCCUC
Messenger RNA from Girardinichthys multiradiatus, 3200 nucleotides. Its product is annotated as UDP-glucuronosyltransferase 2C1-like. The transcript has 11 exons. Gene Ontology annotation, molecular function: UDP-glycosyltransferase activity. The record is from RefSeq and is a predicted model, not a curated record. Bases 509 to 2179 code for a protein of 556 amino acids. Lineage: Eukaryota; Metazoa; Chordata; Actinopteri; Cyprinodontiformes; Goodeidae.